This is a messenger RNA of Ylistrum balloti, 840 nucleotides long. Its product is annotated as histone-lysine N-methyltransferase SETMAR-like. The record is from RefSeq and is a predicted model, not a curated record. Bases 1 to 840 code for a protein of 279 amino acids. The transcript is spliced from 2 exons. NCBI's taxonomy places the organism in Eukaryota, Metazoa, Mollusca, Bivalvia, Pectinida, Pectinidae. Gene Ontology annotation, molecular function: nucleic acid binding.
AUGACUGAACUUUCUACUGCUUAUGGACCUUCUUGUGUGUCUUAUUACACAGUUAGAGGGUGGAAAAAUAAAUUUGAGUCAGGUGUAGAGUCCAUCAAAAAUGCACCAAAAUCAGGUAGGCCAAAAUCUGCAUCUCGUAAAGAAAUCGUUUCCAAAAUAAAGGAAAUUAUUGGAGAUGCCAGAUUCACAGUUCGUGAUAUUGCACGAAAGGUAGGCAUAUCACUAUCAACGGUUCACUUUAUUUUGAAGAAGCAUUUCAAAGUUAGAAAGAUUCCUGCUAGACGGGUGCCACGUUUGUUGACUGAUGAGCAAAAGAGGAAACGAGUUAAAGCGGCCAAAAAGCUGCUUCAAAUGUUUCCAAAAUAUGACAAAAAGCAGUUUGCCAAUGUCGUAACAGGAGUCGCAAUAGAAGUGCCUGUGAAAACGGGCAAAAGCAUCACCGGAAAGUACUACAAAGACGUAGUACUGACGAAACUGAAAAAGUAUUAUAAAAAACGACGCCCUGCCACUGGUUUUAAACAUAUCCGUCUUGUACAUGACAAUGCCCCCACUCAUACCACCGCGAUAGUUACGGCGUUUUUGAAGAAAGAAAAAGUAACUGUUUUGCCUCAACCCCCGUAUUCCCCAGACCUUGCCCAAUGUGAUUUCUUUUUGUUUCCGAAAUUGAAAUCAUUUCUUGCUGGGCGGAAAUACACGUCCCGACAAGCACUUGGAGCUGUCAUUCAUCAGUAUCUUAUUACUGUACCCAAAUCAGCGUACAGUGACGCAUUCAGGAAGUGGAUACAUCGGCUGAAACUUGGCAUUUCUAGCCACGGGGAGUACUUCGAGGGCAUGAAAUGA